GAUUUCAUUCUAGUUGCCCAAAUGCCCGACGUUUUACUGGUUCUAUCAUCCUUGGCACAGACAGCGCAUGCGUGUUCAUUCAGCUACGUUCUGUCUCAGAAAGACGCUAGUGCUCCGGAGCGUCAGCAUCAGGCAUGACUGAACAAGGUAACGGUGGACACACGCCUCCCGCGUUUGCCUUCUUGGACGAAGCAACCCCGUAUACAAGCCGUGAAGGCGGCGAGGGAGCCUCAGGCACUUGCUACGAUUUACCUGCGUAUAUUGAAGAGUACAUCGAUGACGCAUUGAAGGCGCGGAACCGCCAGACCGAUGCCACUGACGUCAAUGAUGACACUGAUAACGGAAGCACGAACUACGCACCUGUGGUGUCCACCGCUAGUGCCGAUCACGCCUGGCCCGGAACGAGCCACGCUGGCAUUGAGAAACUAUCGCCUACUACGAAAGACAGCGCGAGCUGUUCUGACGAAGCCUGGCGUUGCCUGCAGAACGCGCAGCACAGGCCAAUUGCCGACCAGACGUACAGCCUCGAAGGUUUCUCGUACAGUCGUAGCACAAGUCACCUAAACCCGGGCUCCAGCAGCAGCAUCGAUCACGCACAACCCAGCACAAGCCGCGCUGGCAUGGUGGAAGCAUCAGCCAUAUUAGAAUACGGCGCCAGGAAUGCUACUGGAACCGGAGGAAGGGGACAGCAAGACUUCAUUCCUGAUGACGCCUGGAAGUACCAGUGGAACACACAGCCCACGCGGACAACCGAUGGAACUUACAACGUCGACGGUGUCACUGAAAACUGGAGCACAAGUUACCAGCCCCUGGAGUCCAUCAGGAACAUCAUUAAGGCAAUGCCAAGCACAAGUCGUGCAGGCAUGGAGGAAGCAUCAGCCAAUUUUGAAGACGGAGCCACGAAUGCUACUGGGACCGGAGGAACCGAACAGCGAGAGUGCUGUGGUGUCAGUGGAAAUGUUUCCAGCAGACGGGACUCCACACACAGGCAAUCCAGCGAUCAUGCGGACGGCACAGCCCCCAUGUUCACAGCACAUCAUCGAUUGUCUGUCAAGAAGUCGAACAACAAAUGCGAAACAUGUGGUAAAUUGUUUAGCAGGGCUAGUUACUUAACUGUACAUUACCGCACGCAUACAAGCGAGAGGCCCUACAAAUGCGAAAUAUGUCAUAAAUCGUUCGCGCAUUGCAGGAGUUUCCAUAGGCAUCAACACAUUCACACAGGAGUGAAACCCCAUAUCUGCCAUAUAUGUACUAAACCAUUUAGAAGCAAAGACGACCUUAAGAAUCAUCUCAAAUCACACAGUACCGACAGACCUUACACUUGCGACAUAUGUAAUGCCUCCUUUAAGUGCAACACAACUUCCAGAAAACACCGCAAAAAAUUUCACGAGGGUAAAAUGCCGUAUGAGUAAAAUGCAUUUAGUGCAACCAGGGUGGAUUUGGGUUUGCAAAGAAAGAAAACGUCGACGCACAUCUCUGCCAGAAUAGCAGGUGCCGAUUGUGCGGAGAUUAGUUUAGAGAUUCAGCUCAACUGAUUGCACAUGUCAUGACGCAUACGGGUGGGCAGUCAUAAGUGUGACGAGUGCGCAAGUGCAGUUAAUUGUCCACGUGUGUCGCAUAGCAACGUGACCGGGAAGCCGUGCAGAAAAAAACUCACCGCUGACAUUCUCCCGCAGGGGUAAUGAAUAAGCCAGUCGCAUUCUGUGGAGAGACGGGCUCCUAUUGACGUUUAAAACGGAUGUGUGAAAUGCGAGAUAUAAAGCAUUCCACUUGAUUUUUCGUAAUUACGAGACAAAACGUCGUCUCCACCUGAUUUUACGAUGCUUGAAUGUGGAAGUGUACUGCAGGUACUGGCUAGAGCUCAUUGUUUCCAGAACUAUGUCGUUCCCAAACAUUACUUUAGCGAACUCAUUUCUAUACAAACCCUAAUGGGCUGCAUGUUCCUGUAUUGUGUCAAUACAAGGUUGAAAUGUUCGCACAAGUUCUUUGACAGCUCGUUUAGUUUAGUGUAAGCGUUUUGACAGUGGACUAGUGAACAAGAUUCUUGUAGCCAUCCUUUUAAUGUUUUUGCAGUGCGAAUAGAAGGGAGCACCUCUCAUUACGAACAAUCUUUAAAAUAGGCACUUUUUCUUGUCAAGUAAAGAAAAAUAUCUUCCAGUAAUUGAGGUGCUUAGGCCUUGCUGCCUUCCAGGGACGCACGCGACAAUAUAUAGACAUAAGCAUGCCAAAAUUUAUUUCCCUUACAAAGUGUUCAAUGCACGUAUUGUUUUGGUUCUAUCCUUACCUCUCGUAUUAAUACAUAAGGUUGUUAUUGUUUAUCAUGCUGAUGACAAGAGUGAGACUCAAAUGAUCUGGAGCUUCCCCAAAUAUGUUCUCCCAAUAAGAAUAUUUUAUUGAGGUGGAAGGUAUGUCAGUUUUAAAGUGCAGUUUCUUAUUCAUUCGGAAGUCGUCUUUUUUGACUUGCAUUCCACUCUAGUUACAGCUGUGGAAUUUUUUUGCCUGUUGUGACAAACCUACCCUUGCGAGUAAGAUGCAGUUUUUAGUUAUAUUAUUGGCACGCCGCGUUUUAUGUCUUCUUGCUGUGAGCGCGUUACGCCAGCUAACAAAUCUUAAUUCACUGCUCAUUGUAUGACGCUCCUGCAUGCACCUGAGCAUUCUCCAAGAUUGUCGUCGAUUCUAUCUUUUUUUUCUCUAUUGUUGGCCAACCUUUUGUUAUGAAAUUGCACGCGCAACGCGAAUACGGUCGUGCAUUCUGGAAGACACGCGAGCACCGACGAAUCCGCUGGAAUCUUCUACAAACCAUAUGUCAAUAGCCGACGCUAAUUAAUCGAAAAUCAUUUGUUCGGCGAUCGACUCAUUUGCCUGGCACUACCUUUCUGCCCACACGUAACUUGCUGAGUGCUGGUUCGUCCAAUAAAGUGUGUUUUGUGACUCACAGCUAUUGUUACUGCGUCAAUCCCCGUCGCUAAGACAUGACAUCUCGUAGAGGUGCUUCGUGGUGACCGAAUAAACCCUACCAGCCAUGAAAAUAACACGAACCUUGUCAUGAACGAGCGAGCUCGGCGCAGGCUACAACAGCCGGAGUAUGGACAUCGGCCUGAGUAGACUAGAAAGUUCAUGGCCCAGGCAACUGCCAUAGUGAGAGUGCCGGCGUCACCCGCAGCAACGUGUGCUGCAAAAGCCAAGGAAGGAAACCGAUCAUCCCCGGAUUGCCGUUUGGACAUCUGGAAAUCUGGCCAGAAACCUGCGGGAGAACCGCUACGUUUAACAAUCGAAUCUGUGAUGAGCUGUGGUUUCACAGUUUCGGAGUGGAGUUCUGCAAACAUUCAUGAGCGUCAUGCCCAAGGAGCGGGCCGAAGUUGAAUAGGAAUGCCGAAUGAGAACACCAUGACCUUCAGGGCAUAAAUUGAGCCAAGCCGACCCGCGCAACUCCGACAGGAAAGCGUUCUUCCUCAUCCGCGGUUUGAAGCAUGUCGUUUACACUGAUUGAAACCUAGACCAGCCAAGACCAUUUCAAAAUUCCUAACGGAAGCCACGGGCAUCGGAAAGACGUUGGAAAAGCGAACUCAGCCACAUAUCACCUGGUGUUUUCGCCGUGGUGAAAAAUUCACAGUAUAGGCUCUGACGAACUCCGAAAGACAACCAUAACAGUUUCACGCGAAGACCUACUUAGGAUGUUCUCUUCGACGCAGCCUAUGGUAUGCUUAAUUGCUGAUGUUGUCUGAGAGGAGAUCCAGCAGGCAUUCCCAGUCCAUGAAUUGCCGCAUCUGUAGCCUAGAUUGAUGGCUUACGUCACCGUCUUCAGCUGUCUGCGUCUCCCAUCGCGCCCGCACCUGAUGGGUCUUAGCUCGGCAGCCACUGAGAACCCGGACAUCUCUGCUGCUUAUCCUUACCAAGAGGUGAUAGAAUGUUUUGCCAUCAACUGUAUGCGUUCACAGCAAGAUGAACGACCCCGUGAAAUUGCCGACUGUUUGGCUGCAACUGAACGGAGACCCCACCGACUGUGCCGAUCGCCGUCGCCGCGGCACUGCCUCUCACUGAAGCGCCUAGAGUGCAAUGGGCUAAUACAUGACUGAUAUGCGAGUCCAUAUCCGGUAAACUAAACAAAGUAACCUAAGGAGGUGCGGUUGCUGUUCGUUGAAGUACCCAAGGCCCUCCGUGGCCAGCGCAAGUUCAGUCUCCAGGAGGAAAGAACGACAUGCUGCAAUUUCGAUGAAGCUGCGAAAAAAGAAACCAUGCGGCCUAAAGGAUACCCGACGGCACUAUGUGAAAGUGUAACAGUACGAUACAGCCAUGAUCCGACACUGCGAAAUACCUAAGUGCAUGAACCACCAAAAUCGACGCUGUUGUUGCGCAAUCGCCACUUUAGUGGACACAGGACCCGACAACUCUGCUUUGAAAGAAUACUUAACAACGCAGUCGAUGACAGUCAAAUGCAUGGAAAGGACCCCAAAUCCGGGAAGCUGGAGGUCAUGUGACAAGGACGACUGGAAUGAGCCCGUACGUCGAACACAAGAUGUGUUAAGGCACCCUUUCGUUCCAUAAUCAUCCUUGUUUCGCAGCCUCACAACUCGCCCACCUACGCAUCAACCACCAGCCAAGGACGGUCAGACAACGCUUCGUCGUACACUAGGUCGGCGGCGAUGUUUGAGUUUGCAGCCCUAUAAGCCGAAGCAUACUGAAUUAAAAGCUACGUUGUUUUGAACUGUACACGAAAAUGCAGUGACUGUGCGCAUGCUAUAUCCCCAUAGAGCCAGGCGGGACGCAAUCACAGCGGCACCACUCAUGCCCAUCAGGAAACAGUGUUGUGCACAUUAGGCGGUUUAAGCAUAGCUAAGCAACUAUAAUUUCGUUGCUUUGCUAAUCUUCUUUUGUACGUGUUCUCAUUGUUUUCGCACGAUACUUUUUAGGAUGGGUGCAUUUACACGUGUUUUUUACCUUCUUCCGGUGAAUACGUUUCAGCGCGUAACAAGUGUUAAAUUAUCG
This is a messenger RNA of Dermacentor albipictus, 4986 nucleotides long. Its product is annotated as zinc finger protein 454-like. Gene Ontology annotation, molecular function: DNA-binding transcription factor activity, RNA polymerase II-specific; RNA polymerase II cis-regulatory region sequence-specific DNA binding. The record is from RefSeq and is a predicted model, not a curated record. NCBI's taxonomy places the organism in Eukaryota, Metazoa, Arthropoda, Arachnida, Ixodida, Ixodidae. Gene Ontology annotation, biological process: regulation of transcription by RNA polymerase II.